AUGACUGCCUGUACCUACCGAGAAGCGUCUUCGUACGCCCCUGUGUUUCCUUCUCCUCUCAACCCCACAAACCAUGGACCGGAGAACAAAUACGGCCCUGCACGCAUCGUACGCCGAAGACGCAGUCGAUCUGGCCGAAGAGGACCUCCUGGAUCGCAUACCCUCACCCAACGAUUCCUCCGUGUCAAGGCUGCCGAUGCCUGGAGAGGACAUGUCUUGAGUGCUCAGGUCGCCAAGUACGAGAGCGCCGAGGCAUCUGUUAUGGCUUUCAGUGAACCCAAGAACAGAAACUGCUAUCCUUCUAUGCCCGGCCUUAAAAACCUCGGCCUCAACUUCUCCCUCUCCGACGCCCACCGCAUCGCCAGCAGCAUCCGUCUACCAGAUCUAUCAUGUCCCAAGACAAGACGCAUGCUCCUUGCCAUGGGUCUCGUAGGCCUUCUGCCCGCUCUCAAGGUCCGCGACAUGCUCAGAGCAACCGAGUCAUUAUGA
Messenger RNA from Fusarium sp. VM40, 489 nucleotides. Lineage: Eukaryota; Fungi; Ascomycota; Sordariomycetes; Hypocreales; Nectriaceae. The record is from the annotation of a GenBank genome assembly.